GUGUUUAUGCUUGUGUGUUUAUGUUGGAGCUCGUACGUUUAUUAAACCUUAAAGCCGCCGCACAGGUCAUAAAAUAAAAAGACGCUAAUAAAACCAGGUUUUAGCGGUUUGUGUGUAUUACCAUGAACAGGCAAAGAGAGGAAAUAGACUGGGGAGAGCGGUUAUGUGUUCAGAAUCCGAUGCCAUCAGCAACCACAGAUCUGACUGAAACUUUACUAAAGAACGCACAUGAAGGACUGGCACCACCACUGACUGACUAUGAGAAAUGCUCUGUUAUAUCAGGACAAUAUCUCUAUUACCAUUACAUCUGUGAUGGGCAGGACGACAGGGGUUGGGGUUGCGGGUACCGGACUGUGCAGACCAUUUGCUCCUGGAUUUGUGCCAACAGAUCGACCACCAGUGGAAAGUCCAAACAAGCACCAAGUCUGGAAGAAAUCCAGCAAGCUUUAGUGGCAGUAGGAGAUAAACCCAGAUCCUUCCUGGGUUCACGGGAGUGGAUAGGAACAUACGAGGCCUCUGUGGUUAUUGACCAGCUUUUUGAUGUGCCAUGCCGUCUGGUGCACGCGCGCAGUGGCGGCACUGAGCUCGAGCUGGAGGUCCAGAAGCUGCAUGCGCAUUUCCUUGCACGCGGCUCGCCAGUCAUGAUGGGAGGGGACAGGGACAAUUCCUCCAAGGGUAUUUUGGGUGUCUGCACGGGAAAAGAAAGCACCUAUUUGUUAGUAAUGGACCCGCACUAUUACGGACCUGUCCUGGACAGAGAGGUUCUGCAGAAGAAGGGCUGGGUGGCAUGGAAACCUGUUAGAUCUCUCGAUCAAAGUUCAUUUUACAACCUCUGUCUACCACAAACCUAAUCAACAUUCUAGAUUAACUAAUAAAUAUUUCCUUUUGUUUUAAUGAUUUUUAAGGGUCUGACAUGCAGUCAUUAUAGAAGAUCUGGAAGUUUUUGUCCAUUCGGGUUCUCAGGCAGUGGCGGUUCUAGACCAUGUGAGGUGGGGGGGCCA
Messenger RNA from Trichomycterus rosablanca, 1001 nucleotides. RefSeq names its product UFM1-specific peptidase 1 (non-functional) (gene ufsp1). The transcript has a single exon. NCBI's taxonomy places the organism in Eukaryota, Metazoa, Chordata, Actinopteri, Siluriformes, Trichomycteridae. The record is from RefSeq and is a predicted model, not a curated record. Bases 123 to 851 code for a protein of 242 amino acids.